Molecule: messenger RNA, 5193 nt
Organism: Mustela lutreola (European mink)
Lineage: Eukaryota; Metazoa; Chordata; Mammalia; Carnivora; Mustelidae
Gene: PCDH11X
Product: protocadherin 11 X-linked
Exons: 4
Coding region: 339-3512 (1057 amino acids)
Biological process (GO): homophilic cell-cell adhesion
Cellular component (GO): plasma membrane
Molecular function (GO): calcium ion binding
Source: RefSeq, a predicted model, not a curated record
AGGAUCUGUGAGCCGGAUGGAGCCGGAGUUACAAGCAGCGGUCUACGUGGUGAAGCAGAAAGCAAGCUGAACUGAACGCGCCGAGUGACAUUAGCCGCGUCGACAUAGACCCCUCAGGCAGCCCCGGCGUUUUGAAUAGCAUCAGAGGCAGCCUCGACGACUGCAGCUGCUUCAGGGACUGUGAGCUGCGGCGGUAGAGCCCGCUACAGCAAACGCAGUCUCGGUGGAGCUGGCGAAAACCUUUUCUCUUUCUAACUUACCACCUCAUUCUACUGUAGAGGCUUCGGUCACUGGUUUUCUGUGGCUUGAUACAGAGAACCAUCACAAUUGUGCCUGGAAUGGACUUGUUGUCUGGGACGUAUAUAUUUGCAGUUCUUUUAGCAUGUGUCGUAUUUCAGUCUGGCGCCCAGGAGAAAAACUACACUGUCCGAGAAGAAAUACCAGAAAACGUUCUGAUAGGCGACUUGCUGAAAGACCUCAACUUGUCACUGGUUCCAGACAAGACCUUAACAUCCCCUAUGCAGUUUAAGCUAGUGUACAAGACUGGUGAUGCACCUCUGAUUCGAAUUGAAGAAGGUACUGGUGAGAUCUUUACUGCUGGAACUCGCAUUGAUCGUGAGAAAUUGUGUUCUGGUAUUGUGGUGGAAACCCGUUGCUUUUAUGAAGUGGAAGUUGCCGUUUUGCCAGAUGAAAUAUUUAGACUGGUUAAGAUACGUUUUCUGAUAGAAGACAUAAAUGAUAAUGCACCAUUAUUCCCAGCAACAGUUAUCAACAUAUCAAUUCCAGAGAACUCGGCUAUAAACUCUCGAUAUGCUCUCCCGGCAGCCAUUGAUCCUGACAUAGGAAUAAAUGGAGUUCAAAACUACCAGUUAAUUAAGGGUCAAAGUAUUUUUGGGCUUGAUAUCAUUGAAACACCAGAAGGAGACAAGAUGCCACAGCUGAUUGUUCAAAAGGAGUUAGAUAGGGAAGAGAAGGAUACAUAUAUAAUGAAAGUAAAGGUUGAAGAUGGUGGCUUUCCUCAAAGAUCCAGUACGGCUAUUUUGCAAAUAAGUGUUGCAGACACAAAUGACAAUAGCCCAGUCUUCAAGGAGAAUGGGAUUGAAGUCAACAUACCAGAAAAUGCUCCUGUAGGUACUUCAGUGACACAACUCCAUGCCACAGAUGCUGACAUAGGUGAAAAUGCCAAGAUUCAUUUCUAUUUUAGCAAUCUAGUCUCCAACAUUGCCAAGAGGCUAUUUCACCUCAACACCACCACAGGACUUAUCACAAUCAAACAACAACUAGAUAGGGAGGAAUCACCGAACCACAAGUUACUGGUUUUGGCAAGUGAUGGUGGAUCGAUGCCAGCAAGAGCAAUGGUUCUAGUAAAUGUUACAGAUAUCAAUGAUAAUGCCCCAUCAAUUGACAUAAGAUACAUCAUUAAUCCAAUAAAUGGCACUGUGUUUCUUUCAGAAAAUGCUCCAGUCAAUACCAAAAUUGCUCUGAUAACUGUGACAGAUAAAGAUGCUGACCAUAAUGGCAUGGUGACAUGCUUCACAGAUCAUGAAGUUCCUUUCAGAUUAAGGCCAGUAUUCAGUAAUCAAUUCCUCCUAGAGACUGCUGCAUAUCUUGAUUAUGAAUCCAUAAGAGAAUAUGCCAUUAAAUUACUAGCUGCAGAUGCUGGAAAACCUCCUUUGAAUCAAUCAUCUAUGCUCCUUGUCAAAGUGAAAGAUGAAAAUGACAAUGCUCCUGUUUUCACCCAGCCUUUCAUAAGUCUUUCUCUUCCUGAGAAUAACUCUCCUGGCACCAAGUUGACAAAAAUAAGUGCAACAGAUGCAGACAGUGGGUACAACGCUGAGAUCAAUUAUCUGCUUGAUGUUGAUGCUCCAUCUGAAUUCAGUCUGGAUCAUCAUACAGGCAUUCUGACCGCAGUGAGGAAACUGGAUAGAGAAAAACAGGAAAAAUAUUCCUUCACAGUUCUAGCAAAAGAUAAUGGGAUGCCACCCUUAAUAACCAAUGCCACAGUUUCAGUGACCAUUCUUGAUCAGAAUGACAACAGUCCAAUUUUUACUCACAAUGAGUACAACUUCUAUGUACCAGAAAACCUUCCAAGACAUGGUACAGUAGGACUGAUCACUGUAACUGAUCCAGAUUAUGGAGAAAAUUCUGUAGUCACUCUCUCCAUUUUAGAUAUGAAUGAUCACUUCACCAUUGAUCCACAGACUGGUGUCAUCCAACCAAAUAUUUCAUUUGACAGAGAAAAACAAGAAUCUUAUACUUUCUAUGUAAAGGCUGAGGAUGGAGGUAAGAUACCACAUUCUUCAACUUCCAAAGUGACCAUAAAUGUGGUUGAUGUCAAUGACAACAAACCAGUUUUCAUUGUCCCUUCUUCCAACAACUCCUAUGAAUUGGUUCUACCAUCCGCUAAUCCAGGCACAGUGGUCUUCACCGUACUUGCUGUUGACAAUGAUACCGGCAUGAAUGCAAAGCUUCGUUACAGCAUUGUAGGAGGAAACACAAAAGGUCUGUUUAUAAUCGACCAAACAACAGGCAACAUCACACUAAAGGAGAAAUGUGUUGUUACAGACCUUGGUUUAUACAGACUGAUAGUUAAAGCUAAGGACUUGGGACAACCUGAAUCUCUCUUCAGUGUUGUUAUUGUUAAUCUAUUUGUGAAUGAAUCAGUGACCAAUGCUACAUGGAUUCAUGAAUUGGUACACAACAUUGAAACACCAGUGACCCCAAAUAUUGAGACAACUGAUGCAUCCUCACCAACCAGUGACUAUGUCAAGAUCAUGGUUGCUAUUAUUGCUGGCACCAUAACUGUCAUCCUUGUUAUUUUCAUUACUGCAGUAGUACGAUGCCACCAGUCACCACACCUUAAGGCUUCUCAGAAAAACAAGCAGAAUUCUGAAUGGGUUACUCCAAACCCAGAAAAUAGACAGAUGGUAAUGAUGAUGAUGAAAAAGAAGAAGAAGAAAAAGAAGAAGAAGCAUGCCCUUAAGAACUUACUGCUUAACUUUGUCACUAUUGAAGAAAUUAAGGCAGAUGAUGUUGACAAUGAUGGAAACAGUGUCACACUAGGCCUACCCAUUGAGCUGGAAGAACAAACCAUGGGCAAGAACAACUGGGGCACUAUACCUACUACCUUCAAACCUGACAGCCCUGACUUGGCCAGGCACUACAAAUCUGCCUCUCCACAGCCUGCCUUCCAGAUUUACCCUGAAACUCCCCUGAAUUCGAAGCACCACGUCAUUCAGGAACUGCCACUUGAUAACACCUUUGUGACCUGUGAUUCCAUCUCUAAAUGUUCCUCCAGCAGUUCCGAACCUUACAGUGUUUCUGAGUGCAGCUAUUCAGUGACAACUUUCAAAACUCCUGUGUCUGUACACACUAGACUGGACUCAAAAGAUGUAAACAUUGGCACGAAGGAGGCCCAAAACACAGAAACAGCAACAAGAUGCCUUUGCUUUUCUUCUGAGAUUUUUUGCUUAAACUACAAAUUGUGCAAGGUUGGAAAGAAGACUAAAUGAGCGAUUGUGAGCAACCUACAUACAACUUUGAUUUUGACAUUUUCUUGUACUUUUUGGAAUAUCAGAGGUUACCAUUGUAAAUUAAUGCUUCAGUGCUUGAAAGAGUUAAUGUAACUUCUAGAAGUGCUUAUUACACUCCCUGAGUGUAGUCUAUGCAUUAGGAGACUCUGGCUUAUUUUGUUGGUAAAAUGCACAUCUGCCACAGAGCAGGAUAAGGAUAAGAGCUGAUUAAAGGGAGUUUCGGUGACUCUGUUCCUUAGGAAAGUACUAUCAGAGCAAGUUUACUGAUUACAAAGUGCUUAGAGAUUAUAUUCAAAGUCCAACGUGCAAAUAAUCAUCCCUUCCCACAGUAUUUUAUAUGCUCAAAUUCUUCCCCCAUUACUUACAGCUGCCUUUUCUUUGCAGUUCGCUCAGUCCACUCAUCUCCGCUUCACUUUGGCAAUCUAGUUGGGUAGUUAAUAUCUAAUAUAUGUGACAUUGCUAGAAAAUGGAGGAGAUCAGGAUUUUAUAAUGGAUAUGAUAUUGUGAGGUUGCUGCUGUCAUUCAGAAUCUUUUGUCAUAAUUUGUUCAAAUCCACCAUAUUUGAGGGAUUGCCAUAUAUACUUCCUUUAAGUUACUGAUUCAACUACAGGUAAGUUACUCUUUAUACUUACUGUAGCUAAGUAAAAUAUACUAUUUUAAGAAUAUUCCUGAAGAAGAUUUUAAGAAUCUUCUUUGCAAAGAGAGAAGAGAGAGUACAUUUCAAAACUGUUACUGCUUGAAGUUAGGGGACAAGAUGGCAGAGGAAUAGGGGACCCUAUUUCAACUCGUCCGCUGAAUUGAGCAGGAUAUCUACCAGAGCACUCUGAACACCCAUGAAAUCAGCCUGAGAUGUAAGAUUAUACAUUAGUGGAUCUCUGUGGUGGCAGAGGAUCAUCAAUGGAGAAGUACAAAGGAGUUGGGAAUUCAUGGACAGAUAUCAGAGGACGAAGUUGUUAUUGCUUUUAGGUAGCAUUAAGUAUUUUGGAGAAUCAAGAGCUAACAGAUACAUGAAAAAUUGUUCAUCAUCAUUAAACAUCAGGGAAAUUAAAACCAAAACCACACUGAGAUACAACAUUAUACCAGUUAGAAUGGCAAAAAUUAACAAGACAGGAAACAACAAAUGUUGGAGAGGUUGUGGAGAAAGGGGAACCCUCUUACACUGUUGGUGGGAAUGCAAGUUGGUGCAGCUUUUUUGGAAAACAUUGUGGAGAUUCCUCAAAAACUUGAAAAUAGAGCUAUCCUAUGACCCUGCAAUUGCACUACUGAGUAUUUACCUCAAAGGUAUAGAUGUUGUGAAAAAAGGGCCAUAUGUACCCCCAAUGUUCAUAACAGCAAUGACCACAAUCACCAAACUGUGGAAAAAGCCAAGAUGCCCUCCAACAGAUGAAUGGAUAAAGAAGAUGUGGUCCAUAUAUACAAUGGAAUAUUACCCAGCCAUCAGAAAGGAUGAAUACCCAACUUGUAUCAACAUGACUGAGACUGGAAGAGAUUAUGCUAAGUGAAAUAAGUCAAGCAGAGAAAAUCAAUUAUCAUAUGGGUUCACUUACUUGUGAAACAUAAGGAAUAAUAUGAAGGACAUUAGGAGAAGGAAAGGAAAAGUGAAUUGGGGGAAAUCGGAGGGGGAGAUGAACCAUGAGAGACUGUGGACUCUGAGAAUCAA